Messenger RNA from Neoarius graeffei (lesser salmon catfish), 872 nucleotides. RefSeq lists its product as uncharacterized. Lineage: Eukaryota; Metazoa; Chordata; Actinopteri; Siluriformes; Ariidae. The coding region runs from base 5 to 631 and encodes 208 amino acids. The record is from RefSeq and is a predicted model, not a curated record. The transcript has 2 exons.
GGCGAUGAGAGCCCGAAAAAAAGCAGAGCAGCCAGAGCAACCUAGAUUGACUCGAGCUGCUAAAGAGGAGCAGAGAGAGAAGUGGAGGCAGGCGAAGGCAAAGUGGUGGGUGAGCUUACAUCCCCAGAAACAAUGCCAUCAGAGGGAGAAGAGAGCCCAGCCGGAAAGAGAAAAGCGAGCGAACAAAAGAGUAUCUGCAGCUGCUGCUUCCCAGCCAUCCAGCAGCAUACCACAGGCUUCCACUUGCACCCCACUGUCAUCAUGGAGUCAAGGAGCCAGAAGAAAGGCAAAGGCUUGGGCCUAUGCAACUUUUCCACACAGUCCUUGCAGACUCGUAGAGACUCUGAAUGAUAUUGUACAUUCCCUUGCACCUCGUAAGAAGCAGCUAUUCAAAACGCUCCAGCCAGGGUCAUUAGAACACAGGAUCAGGAAAUCUGUGAUAUUUGAGCUGAAAAAGAACAACACCAGGCGAAAUAAAGAUCUGCUUCACACUCGCCACGUUCUCCUCAAUACCUGUCAAAAAUACCUGAAUCUUCGAGGAUCCAGCAGCAUCCGAGCAGUCAGCAAGGGGAGCAGUUUGUCACUGACUGAAUCAAAGCACAUGAAACAAGAGAAGAUGAAAAGAGACUGAGGAAUAUUACAAAAGUGUUUCCUGCCCCAUCCCUGACAAAAAGCUUGUCUCAUCAAAAACCGGCCAGGCUGCAUCACUAUUGAUGAAGCCCUUGAGAGAAGUCUACGAUGACUUUGUUGCCGGACAACCAGCAGGGUCAACGAAGGUCAGCUUCUCUCACUUUGCCAAGUGCAAACCCAGGUACAUUUAUCCACGGCAAGACUGGCAGCUGAGAAUGUGCCUGUGUGAGUAUUGUACAAAC